AUAGCGACAUAGAGUCAGAGUCAGACCAGCUACACAGAUUAGCUACCGUGUCCUAAGUCAGCUCACGGCGCCGUCUAUUCAACGUUCCCGUCGCAGCCCAGGGUGAAGUCAUGUUCAUCGCUCCUCGUUUUCUGUGCUUGGCGCUGUCCGUGGCUUUUGGAGUUGUCGACUCGAUGCAGAACGGCUCACCGUCAGCCUCGCUCAGCCCGAUCCAUUUCGCUCCGGCGGAGACGAGCGGCCGUAAGCUCCUGCACCUCAACAUGCACUCGCCCGGGCCGUCUGCUCCGGGCGCGGCGCCCACUUCUACCUCCAUAGACGGUCGACUCUCACGGCUGGUGGUGCGCCUGGCCGGCCUUGCCACCAGCGUGGCCCAGCUGGAGGAGACGGGCCGCGAGCUGGAGCGCUCCGCCGAGACCACCAGCAGCGACCAGAACCUGUCGCGGCUCGCCUCGCACGUCAUCAGCCUGCAGCACCGGCAGAAGCAGAAGUUGCAGGAGCUGUCGCACAGCGUCACCGAGCGGCUGACCGUGCUGAAGGCCCACCUGCGCGACCUCACCAUGGAGGUGCAGCAGCUGCGGGGCCUGGCGACGGUGCAGGACGGCUCGCACGAGCAGCGCGGACCCAUCCAGCGCAUCGUCUCCUUCUUCCGCGCCUUCGAGCGGCAGUCGGACCCGGAGCUGCGUCAGGUCCCCAUGGCCAUCCUGCAGAAGGCCAACUACACGAUUAUCGACAUGGUGAGCUUCCAUGCGAACUCUGCCGACCUCGACAAGCUGCUCUCCAUCAAGAUCAUCGAGCCCAAACUGUAAAGAAUCUACUUCACCUUACUCACACGUCUUCUGUUUGAAUUGUGCCACAUAUGGUAUACGUUCAUUUUGACUCAUGCUGCAAAUAGGGCACACAACUAAUAGCUAUGUAGAUGCAUUACAAAUGCAUUCCAUGUAUUGCACAAGGCUACAUAUAUAUCGCAAUAUUCUUUUCGUUCUACCGAUUUGCUACUUCUAUUAUAGUUCAGCAUUCAAUAUGCAUAGUGCAUACUUGUGUAUUUAUCAAUAAAUAAAUGGCAUUUUGAA
Molecule: messenger RNA, 1070 nt
Organism: Amphibalanus amphitrite
Lineage: Eukaryota; Metazoa; Arthropoda; Thecostraca; Balanomorpha; Balanidae
Exons: 2
Coding region: 111-806 (231 amino acids)
Source: RefSeq, a predicted model, not a curated record